AUGAAGACCAAAGAAGAGGAAGGCACGGAAAAAGAUAAUGAGCCACACACGUGCACUCAUCAGCCACAGCCGACCGGAGGCUCUGAAUUUGUAAUAAGCCCUGGGAGGGUAACCCCCAUACUUCGCGAUAACCUCGGGUUUGGCACUUUAUCUUCUCUCGUCUUCUCUCCCUCUCCUCUCCGAUCAUACUUGAUGUUCUCCCGCACCUCCUCCUUGACCGUCCUGAGCAGAAGCUGCCGCUAUCUCCUCCGCCCGAACAAUAACAUCCAGCGAGCUUCAUUUUCCCUCACCGCGCGCUCACACGCUGCCAUCAACGCUGCUAUGGCUGACACAUCUGGAAUCACCGCGGACUCGCUGAAGAACAAGUUGACUGAAGUGCUGCAGGCGCAGCAUGUGGAGGUUGAGGAUCUAUCCGGCGGAUGUGGACAGGCUUUCCAGGCUGUGAUUGUUUCCCCUCAAUUCGAGAGCAAGACUAUGCUUGCGCGACACCGGCUCGUCAACUCCGCCCUCAAGGCCGAAAUCGCUGCUAUUCAUGCUUGGACACCCAAGUGCUAUACCCCCGAGCAGUGGCAGGCUCUGCAGCAGUAA
Molecule: messenger RNA, 588 nt
Organism: Penicillium samsonianum
Lineage: Eukaryota; Fungi; Ascomycota; Eurotiomycetes; Eurotiales; Aspergillaceae
Exons: 2
Coding region: 1-588 (195 amino acids)
Biological process (GO): intracellular iron ion homeostasis
Cellular component (GO): nucleus; cytosol
Molecular function (GO): 2 iron, 2 sulfur cluster binding
Source: RefSeq, a predicted model, not a curated record